CUUACCACACACUGGAUUCUCAAUAGCCUGCUACUCUGUCCUGAACCAGUGUGAAGUAGCCAGCAACAUGGCUCGAUAUGAUGGACUUGAGUACGGUCUCCGAUCAGAUCAGACCAAAUCCACAGAGCAGUUGUAUGCUGAUUCCAGAAAGCGUGGAUUCAAUGAUGUUGUUAGAGGCCGAAUAUUGGCUGGAAAUUAUUUUCUUAUUCAAAGUAACUAUGAAAAGUAUUUCAUGAAAGCAAUGAAAGUGAGAAGACUAAUAGCAACCGAUUUCAAAAAUGUGUGGUCAAAAGUUGAUUUGCUGCUUACGCCUGUGACUCUCUCCGAACCUCCGCUCUUGAAAGAAUUCAUAAAACUUGACAACAGAGAACAGUGUUCAACACAGGACUUCUGCACACAACCUGCCAACAUGUCAGGUUGUCCGGCUAUUUCUCUUCCUGUCUGCUUAUCUUCCAGCAAUCUACCAAUCAGUUUACAAUUGAUGGCUCCAAACUUCCAAGAACAGUUACUUUUAUCUGCUAGUCAUUGGUUGGAAAAUGAGCUAGAAUUUCCAAAACUUGAAGUUGUAUAGCUUGAAUUCGUGUAAAUAUAAAUAUGUUAGUGUUAUUUAUUCUGAUAUUGAAUGAUUUCAAAAAAUAUAUUAACAGAUUCACAAAUAAUUUGAUUACUUGGAGAGAACUACAUAGACUUUAUGACAAAAGUAUUUCUCUCCUCAAUUUGAACCAAAAACAAGCUAUCGAGUUACAAUUACAGUAAA
Messenger RNA from Nilaparvata lugens (brown planthopper), 757 nucleotides. Its product is annotated as glutamyl-tRNA(Gln) amidotransferase subunit A, mitochondrial-like. The transcript has 4 exons. Gene Ontology annotation, molecular function: glutaminyl-tRNA synthase (glutamine-hydrolyzing) activity. The record is from RefSeq and is a predicted model, not a curated record. Bases 68 to 571 code for a protein of 167 amino acids. Gene Ontology annotation, biological process: mitochondrial translation; glutaminyl-tRNAGln biosynthesis via transamidation. Gene Ontology annotation, cellular component: mitochondrion; glutamyl-tRNA(Gln) amidotransferase complex. Lineage: Eukaryota; Metazoa; Arthropoda; Insecta; Hemiptera; Delphacidae.